AUGUUCGCCCCCGGUGGCGAUACUAUCCUCGCUACGCCGAUGUCGCUCUUCCCCGCCGUCGCCUUCGACUCGCCCCAACUCCGCCGGUUCUUGCAGUCGCUCCCCACCGGCCACGACCGCCAGUGUGUGUUCAAGUACCUCAUAUUGGUGAAGCGGUACCGGGCCGACACCGCCACCGCCACCAGCGACAGCGUCGCCAGCUACAUGGCGCAAAAGCUCGUCAACAUGUUCCGCCGGAUGCCCCCGAGCGAGGCCGAGGGGGCCCGUCUUGACCAAAUGGUCACGGCGGCGUUGGCGGCGUUUGCUAGCGCCGGAGACGAUGUGUUUGCUGAGUACUCCCACAAGCUCACCAACCCCUGUGCCUCCCCGCUCGAGCUCGCGGCGGCCCACGCCGCCAUGAAUAUUGGCGUCCGCGAGCUCAGACGCGACCUUGUGCUUCGCCUUGAGGAGAUCUAUCUGUCGUAUCAACCGCUUAGCCCGGUCGACCACACCCACCUCUGGCGGGUGUUUGGCGAGGUCGAGAAACGGCUUUGUGCUGAGGACGACAGUAUCGACGCGUUCAUCGACGAAACCACCAUGAUCUUCGCCGACGCCAACGUCACUGCCUCCACCGUCGAGCGUGAUGCCCUCAGCUUCACCGUGAACAAAGGCGGUUCACAAACGGUGGUGACAUUAUCCUUCUGA
This is a messenger RNA of Diutina rugosa, 684 nucleotides long. RefSeq lists its product as uncharacterized. The transcript has a single exon. The record is from RefSeq and is a predicted model, not a curated record. Lineage: Eukaryota; Fungi; Ascomycota; Pichiomycetes; Serinales; Debaryomycetaceae. Bases 1 to 684 code for a protein of 227 amino acids.